This is a messenger RNA of Callorhinchus milii (elephant shark), 1367 nucleotides long. RefSeq names its product gametogenetin-binding protein 2-like. Gene Ontology annotation, cellular component: nucleus; cytoplasm. The record is from RefSeq and is a predicted model, not a curated record. The transcript has 5 exons. Lineage: Eukaryota; Metazoa; Chordata; Chondrichthyes; Chimaeriformes; Callorhinchidae. The coding region runs from base 128 to 802 and encodes 224 amino acids.
AGUCAUUGUUACAAAUGAAAGUACCUCAUGCACCUGUCCUGGGAGUGAAAAUCUACUGGGAUCACCUAAAACAAAGAAAGGGUUGUCCCCACAGUGUAAUGGCAGUGACUGCGGUUACUCGUCGAGCAUGGAGGGCAGUGAGACUGGAUCGCGAGAAGGAUCCGACGUCGCUUGCACUGAGGGUAUCUGCAAUCACGACGAAACAGGCGACGACGCUUGUGUCCAUCACUGUGUGGAGGACAAAGAGGAGGACGGGGUGGACAGCUGUGUGGAAUGCUGGGCCAAUGCCUCCGAGGAGAACACGAAGGGCAAGAGCAAGAAAAAGAAGAAGAAAAACAAAGGUGCAAAAUGUGACGAGGAUAGCGAAGCUCCUGGAAACUGCAGCACAGACCUAAGCAGACGAGAGAAUUUGGGUAACACUUUGCACAAUGAGUUUCACCACGACAAAGCCAAAGAUAGCAGUAACUCGGUGAAAGGCAGCCAGCAGGCGGCGUGGGUCACACAGAUUCUGUCGGAGAAGCAUUUUUCACAGUCAUCACAAAUUCCACCACCGGGUCUGCCUGAUUGGGGACAAGGCACCAAAACCUUAAUGGAACUGCUUGAUGAAUCUGAAUGUACUUCUGAGGAAGAAGCCAUCACCCCGGAUGAAAUUCAGACAUUCAUGGCAAAUAACCAAUCUUUCUAUGUCAACCGAGAACAAUAUCGGCAGCUCCUCAAAGAGAAAUUUAAGAAGUACUGUCGCUCCAACGACUACAAGAGACACUUCUGCAAUGGCUGGCUGACGGUAGCUGGUGUGAACUAGCAAAGAAAGCUCAACCUUAGAAGCUACCCUUUUCUAUGAAAACACUCAGUGACCACUGCGCCUUUUCUCUCAAAUCUUAAAAAAGAAAUUUAGAUUUUUUUUGUUUCCUGUUGCAUAAUUUUAUCUCGAACAGUUGGUGUGGUGAUUAAUUUUUAUUUUUAUUUUCUUUCUACACUCUCCUGGACAGGGCAAGGCGGGGGGUUGGUGAGAGGGCGGUGGCAGCAGCCAGGUGGGGUGGUGGUGGGGGGCUUAUUUUGCUCUCGUCUGCUUUCUCGAGACUUGUGCAGUAUCCAGCCAGAUGUCUGCAAGAUGAGCUUACUUUAUACUUUUGAACAAUGCCUCCUCUCCUCUCUCCCACUCACUAAAUGUUUCUCCUCGCCGUGAGAAUUAAAACUAAAUGUCUAGUGACCGAGAGAAGCUUACCAAUAAAUGUGUACAGAGAAAAUUGAAACUUCUGAUUUAAGGUUUUACAAAAAUUACAUCCAUUUAAAAUGAUGUUUGGAUGUAACGUGUACAAGCGCAAAGUGCAGAAUUUACAAAUAAAGAAUAUUUAUUGAUAUGCAUA